AUGGAAAAGCAGUUGAAGGUCCAAUUCUGCUGGCAGACAAUCCAAUAUUUCUAUGGGGUUGGAAGCGCCAGAUAUGGAUCAAUUAUUGACGAGGGAUAUGGAUUGGUUAAAAUCGAUUUGAAAGCCGAUUCAAUCGUUGAACAGGGGCUCACGCCAGCAACCAUCUUGGAAGUUAAGGACCAACCGAAUGCAGGGUCAAAAUGGGAUUGUCUGAGAGAGAUGUUCUUGAACCCGUCAAACACAAAGAAGGCUAUGAAGUUGAUGAAGAUGGCCAAUUGGAUUUGGGAACGAUCAAAGCUGAAUGAGAAGGAAGCAUUCCGAGAAAUCAACCAAUUGAGAGAGGAAUUCAUCGACAUGAAUGGCAGUGAAAUGGUCAUAUCAGGGAACUGA
Messenger RNA from Aspergillus chevalieri, 390 nucleotides. RefSeq lists its product as uncharacterized. The record is from RefSeq and is a predicted model, not a curated record. Lineage: Eukaryota; Fungi; Ascomycota; Eurotiomycetes; Eurotiales; Aspergillaceae. The transcript has a single exon. The coding region runs from base 1 to 390 and encodes 129 amino acids.